Messenger RNA from Vombatus ursinus (common wombat), 2129 nucleotides. Its product is annotated as mucin-1-like. The record is from RefSeq and is a predicted model, not a curated record. The coding region runs from base 97 to 1776 and encodes 559 amino acids. Gene Ontology annotation, cellular component: apical plasma membrane. NCBI's taxonomy places the organism in Eukaryota, Metazoa, Chordata, Mammalia, Diprotodontia, Vombatidae. The transcript has 8 exons.
GGACCGGUAUAAAGCAGCGGGCUCCUGAGCCCGACCCAGCCUUUUGGGCAGAACCUGGCCCAGCCUGCUCAGUGCUCUCUUCCGUUGGUUACCACCAUGACCCCUGGCAUCCAACCCACCCUGGUCCUUGUAUUGUUCCUGGUACCUACAGCUAUCAGCAACAGCACCUUUGGCACAACUACCAACCCUGAUCAUGAGUUAGCUACAACAACAGCUCUGGACGCAAACAUCAGCAAUGAAAAUUCAAAGAAUGACAGAAAAACAACCAUUAUCCCCAGUACCACAGCUUUAACUAGCACACACAGACCCAUAAGUGCUUUUGGUGAAACCCAAACUAAUGGCCAUCACAGUACCACGACCAUAGCUCACACAGACAACAGCAUAUCUACCACAUCCAUACCCAGUGACCAUCACACCUCCACUACACCCCUUAGUCACCACAACACCACAUCAACGCCCAGUGACCAUCACACCUCCACUACACCCCUUAGUCACCACAACACUACAUUAGCGCCCAGUGACCAUCACACCUCCACUACACCCCUUAGUCACCGCAGCACCACAUCAGGACUUACUGACCAUCAUACUUCCACUACACCCCUUAGUCACCACAACACCACAUCAGCGCCCACUGACCACCACACCUCCACUACACCCCUUAGUCAACACAACACCACAUCAGCGCCCAGUGACCACCACACCUCCACUACACCCCUUAGUCAACACAACACCACAUCAGCACCCAGUGACCGUCACACCUCCAUUACACCCCUUAGUCACCACAGCACCACAUCAGGACUUACUGACCAUCAUACUUCCACUACACCCCUUAGUCACCACAGCACCACAUCAGCACCCACUGACCAUCACACCUCUACUGCACCCCUUAGUCAUCACAGUACCACAUCUGCACCCACUGACCAUCACACCUCCACUACACCCACUAGUCACCACAGAACCACAGCUACAAAAAACACUGGAACCACUAUAGCAACAACUGGUUACCCCAAAAGUAUUUCUUCAACCUUUCACCAAAAACCCACCCCCACACCCAACAAUUACCACAGCUCCAUAUCACAACCCAUUACUAUCAGCCAAAGUACUUCUCAACUCCCAGUUGUCAUUUAUGAGAGUGCCAUGUUUUUCCUCUCAUUCCACAUCCUCAACAAGAAUUUUAACUCUUCCCUGGAAAAUCCCAGUUCUUCCUACUAUCAAGACUUGAAGAAUUCUGUUAAUGAUCUGUUGCAGCAGACCUACAAAAACAAUGCAUUUGUGACUUUUUACCUGCUCCAAUUCAGAAAGGGCUCUGUGAUUACAGACUGUAUCUUGGUCUUCCGAGAGGGCAGCAUCACAACCAGUGAAGUACAGAAUCUGUUUGCUGAAAAUGCAAAAGAAAGUUCCAUGUACAACCUGCAUAUUUCACCAUCGGAUAUAACUGUCCGUGAGUGGAAUUCUAAAGCCUCAUCUACUGAUUCUGCUGUGCCCGGCUAUGCCAUUGCUUUGCUUGUGAUAGUCUGUAUCCUGCUCGCUUUGGCAAUUUUCCACCUUGCUGCCCUGGGGCUAUCUCAGUUCCGUCGGAAACAUUGUGGACAGUUGGACAUCUUCCCAUCCCAAGAUUCUUACCAUCCCAUGAAUGAGUAUCCCCCUUAUCAUACCCAUGGACGAUAUGUGCCCCCAAGCAACACGAAGCGCAGCCCCUAUGAAGAGAUCUCUCCAGGAAAUGGUGGUAACAGCCUCUCUUAUGUGAACCCGGUGGCCACUUCUGCUAACCUGUAGAGGGACGGUGCCAGCUCUGUGCUCAGGGCCAAGCACUGCCAGGGGCACUUCCCUCAUUUCUUGGUGUCCACCCCUCCCUCUCCUGGAAGGGAAAGCAAGGAGCCCUGAGUGGGUAGCGUCCCAAAGGUCCUUUCUCUGAAGGCUCCUUAGAUACAGCCCUCCACUCCCUCCCCCGCCCCCCCAAUCCAUCUCCAGAUGAAGUUGUAGGAGACUAUGUUCUGCUAUCCCACCCUCAUGCCCUGUCCUGAGGGACAGUGAUGCCUUCUGGCGGAUGAUGAAACCAAGGUGUGUUAGGGGUGGGGGAAGAGGAAUCUGUAUGUGACUCAAUAAAAUUGAUGACCCCCACAAACACA